UGUGUUAACGUAUUGUUUAUUUCAUUGAAUUAUCUUUUUUUCAAUGAAUAUCCACGAUUAAAUUAGUUUAUUGUGAUUAUUUAAUAUAGCUUUAGUAUUUAAGUGCAGUGUUAGUGCAAAUGACAGCGUAAUACUUGUAGUAAAAUACAAAGCCAGUAGCUUCCAUGGGCGUUAACUUCAGGAAGCUAACACUAGACUGAAACUAUGAAUCUCAUAUUGCCUAUAAGUCUGGCAAUACUGCAUUUAUGUACAUCCCAGGAGUAUGACACACCUACCUACAACCCUGACCAGCCUAGUCCAACAAAUGAUUACUACAACCCAAGUUCUAGCAAUCCCAAAUACGAUAAUCCUUACGACUCCAAUAGAAGAUACCAAAACCGCAAUCAACUCAAUCUACCAGAUCAAAACCAAUAUGAUCUGAAUAGGAACUCAUAUGAGCCAAAUAAAAACCCAUAUGAUUCAAAUAGAAACCCAUAUGUUCCCAACCAGGGUCAGUUUGAAAAUCGAAAUGAUUUGAAUUACAAUCAGAAUCAGUAUAACAGUGAUGUCACUCCAAAAUCAAGUUGGGAUAGUGGAAGGAUUUUUGGAAAUACCUACAAUAAUGCCCCAGUGGAGCAUAACACUCUUAUAAUAAAUGAAGCCACAUAUUUCAUAGUAGCUUCGCGCAUGGUACGCCCUGGCCAGAUCUACAAAAUAUCAGCCAACAUCCUGCGCGCGCGGCUGCAAAUGACUAUCCGCGCGUCCAUCUCGUGCAAUGGCGUUGAGAUCGCCGACGUGAUCGAGAGAGUCAAAGAGGGCGUUCCUGAGAUUUUGAACAUGAGGGUACCCGCGACUUCAGUCCCUGGCGACUACAAGCUGCGAGUGGAAGGACUGUACCUGGACGACCCGUUCGGCGGCCGCGCUUUCGUCAACGAGACACAGCUGUCAUUCUCGCGACGCUUUAUGACCAUCUUCAUUCAAAUGGACAAACCUGUUUAUAUGCAGAGUCAAACUGUGCGUUUUCGUGUGAUUCCUAUCAACACGGAGUUGAAAGCGUUCGGUCGCGCCAUCGACGUUUUCGUGUUGGACCCCAACCGGCGUAUUAUGAAGAGAUGGCUCUCCAGACAGAGCAACUACGGCACAGUGAGUCUGCAGUAUCAGAUGUCAGACCAGCCGCUGUUUGGCGAGUGGCAUAUCCGCGUCGAGGCUUUGGGCCAGGUCGAAGAGGCGCAAUUCCUCGUCGAAGAGUACUACCAGACCAGGUUCGAGGUGAACGUGACUAUGCCAGCUUUCUUCUUCAACACGGAGCCGUUUAUCCAUGGCCGCAUAAUGGCGAACUACACGUCCGGAGCGCCCGUGCACGGUAACCUUACGCUCAAGGCAACAGUUCGACCCAUCCCGCAGUAUCGGCCGCGGUACUAUGCGCAGGGCCAGUUCAACAACCGGGGGCAAUUCGGACCGCCCUUGGGAUACGGCAACUCGCAAUACACCAGAGUGCGUCCAAACUACAACCCAUACAUCUACAACGAGACGAGCUACCAGGAGUACGGCCCGCUGGACGAGUUCGGGCGCCCCAUCAAUACCGGCCAACGCUACAUUCCUGGUCAGCCGAACCAGGUCGACCAGCCCGAUUGGUGGUACGACCCGCAGAAGGUUUACACGAGGAUGUUUAACUUUGACGAAAAGUACCCGUUCUGGAUGGUGAAGCCCGACGCGACGCAGUAUGCAAUCCAGCAGCAGCAAGGCUACUUAAACAACCAGAACUACCCCACGUACACCACCUCAAACACAUACAACUAUUAUAACAACCCUUAUUACGAUCAACUGCCAUAUUUGAGAUUCUUCAACGGCACGUACGACUUCAAGUACCCGAUGUCUGAGCUAGCGCAACUGGUUCCCGACUUGGACGGGGUGGAGGUGAUCAUCACGGCUUCCGUGGGGGACCCUUUCCUCGACGAGAUCAUCGAGGGGUACAGCAUCGCGAGGAUAUUUAAUUCGUCAUUAGCUGUUAAGUUCUUGGGGGGUUCGCCGCAGGUUUUUAAACCCGCUAUGCCUUUUGAUGUCUAUAUGGUGGUGUCGUACCACGACGGCGCGCCGCUGCCGCGCUGGCAGGCGGCCGGCGUGUCGCUGGUGGUGCAGCUGCAGGUGGAGGGCCGCGGCGGCGCCGUCGACGCGCAGUACCCCACGCUCGUGCCGGGCCACGACGCCGUCUGGCACCUCAAGCUCGACCUCUACAAGCUGCUCAGGCUGCAGAACGAGCCGAACUACCGCGAGGUGCUAAGCGGCGUGACGGGCGUGCGGCUGAGCGCGCAGCUGGCCGACGCCGUGGGCGGCCACGCCGGCGCCGAGCUGCGCUUCGUGGCGCACCACUCGCCCGGCCACAAGCACAUCCGCAUCCGCACCAGCACCACAGACGCCCGGGUGGGCGAAUACAUAGUAUUCCACGUGCAGAGCAACUUCUACAUGGAGACAUUCAACUACCUCGUCAUGUCUAAGGGCAUCAUCCUUACCAGCGCGCAGGAAAUUAUGACCGACGGAGUGCGUACUUUUGCGGUGACCGUGUCAGCUGAGAUGGCACCAGUGGCCACGAUAGUAGCGUGGUCGGCAGAGCGACACGGUGCUGUUCUCGCAGAUUCGCUCACCUUCCCUGUCAACGGCAUCUCUAGGAACAAUUUCACGGUGUACAUAAACAACCGCAAGCACCGCACGGGUGAACGCGUGGAGGUGGCCAUCUUCGGCGAGCCCGGCGCCUACGUCGGCCUUUCGGGGCUCGACGACGCCUUUUACACCAUGCAGGCCGGAAACGAGCUCACAUACGCUAAGGUGAUAUCUAAGAUGGCGCACUUCGACGAAUCCACAAACGGCACGUUCGCGUAUACGUGGCGCUCGCACUUCGGCGACGCCGACGACCUCGUCUACUUCCCUUCCUCCACGUUCGGCAUCGACGCAAACCGGACCUUCGAGUUCGUGGGUCUGGUGGUGUUCAGCGAUGUGGCGCUCCCUCGACGGUACAGCAACUGCAACGCCACUUUGGGCUUCGGGGAGUGCCUCGAGAGCGGUUGCUACCCGCUCAGUAAACGGUGCGACGGCGUCCCCGACUGCGCCGACUACACCGACGAAUCUAACUGCGAGCACGAGCAGCGCAGCAACUUCGAGCUGGCGCACUUCCGCAAGUUCCGCUUCAACCGCGUGCUGCGCCAGUACGAGAACGCGUGGCUGUGGCGCGACGUGAACGUGGGCCCGCACGGCCGCUACGUCUUCUCGCUGGACGUGCCGCGCGCGCCCGCGCACUGGACCGUGUCCGCCUUCUCCAUGUCGCCCACGCUGGGGCUGGGCAUGCUCACCGAGCCCAUCCACUACGUGGGUAUCCUGCCCUUCUUCAUCCAAGUAGAGGGCCCGGACCGCUGCCGACAAGGUGAGCAGGUGGGACUGCGUGUGGUCGUAUUCAACUACCAGCCGCAGGCCAUCGAGGCCGUUGUGGUUCUUCACGCCUCUCCAGACUACAAGUUCGUGCACGUAGAGGAGAAUGGCAUCGUGGUGUCGUACAACCCGCGUACGUCGUUCGGCGAGCACCAGUUCUUCGUGUACAUCCUGGCGGGCGACGCUGCUACCGUCUACAUUCCUGUCGUGCCCACGAGACUCGGGGAUAUCCACGUGCACGUGCACGCGUCCACUCUGCAGGGGCAGCACCAUUACACCAAGAAGAUCUCUGUUGAGGCUGACGGACUACCGCAACACAGACACCAAUCUGUCCUCCUGGACUUAUCCAACCGCGCCUACGUGUUCCAAUACAUGCACGUUAACAUAACCGAGACUCCCAUCAUCUCGUACAAAGGCGACCGCUAUUACGUAUACGGGUCCAAUAAGGCUCGGGUCUCGAUUGUGGGUGACGUGGUAGGGCCUCUGUUCCCUACCAUGCCGGUAAAUGCUACUAGUCUUCUUGAUUUGCCUAUGGACUCAGCGGAGCAGAACAUGUUCAGCUUCGCUGCCAACAUGUACCUGACGCUGUACAUGCGCCUGAUCAACCAGCGCAACCGCACCUUGGAGCACGACGCCUUCUACCACAUGAACAUCCUCUACCAAAGGCAGCUCUCCUUCAUGAAGCCUGACGGAUCUUUCAGCCUCUUCCGGAGCGACUGGAACCAAUCAUCGUCGAGUGUGUGGCUGACGUCAUUUUGCGCCAAAAUAUUCCAAGAUGCGUCGUUCAACGAGUGGGAGAACUUUAUCUAUAUCGACCCAGAUGUGAUAUCGAUGGCGGUAUCGUGGGUGCUGGAGCACCAGACGGCGCCUGGCGCCUUCUACGAGGUGACGUGGCUGCCCGACCGCAACUGCAACAGCACCAUCGCCGUGCCCAAGGACAGCGCGCUGUACCGCGAGGUGACGCAGCAGGUGCUGGCCACGCAGCGCGGCUGGCAGGACUCCGGCGCCCGGGAGAUCCCGGAGGCGUGGGGCACGGUGAAGGUGACAGCACGCGGCGCUGGUUACGCCGUGCUGCAGAUGUCCGUGCAGUACAACGUGGACAUCGCCGCCUUCCAGACGGAACCGCCGCUGCGCUGCUUCUCGCUGCUCACGCACGCGCACUUCUUCGGGCGGAAUCAAUCGCACAUCGAGUACCAGACUUGCGCCAGCUGGACGUUGCUGGAAGAGUCUCCCCGGUCGGGCAUGGCGGUACUGGAGGUGGGCAUACCCACGGGGUACAUGAUCCAGCAGCAGAAGCUGGACGCGUAUGUGCUGUCCCGGCGUGUGCCCACAUUGCAGCGUGCCAAGUUCCUGCCGGCCAAGAUGCUCUUCUACUUCGACUAUUUGGACCAAGAACAAACGUGCGUAAACUUCACGAUCGAGAGAUGGUACCCCGUUGCCAACAUGUCAAGGUACCUCGCGGUACGCGUCUACGACUAUUAUGCGCCUGAGCGGUACAACGAGACAAUAUUCGACGCCCUGCCAACGUUCCUGCUGAACAUCUGCGAGGUGUGCGGCUCGUCACAAUGCCCCUACUGCGCAAUCUACAACGCGGCGUUGCGAUGCUCCGUCGCUUUACCCUUGCUUCUGGUAACGCUCGUUGUAACUCUAACACGGUUCUGGCGGCCAUCAUUACCUUUCUUCGUGAUAACGUAGUAUUGAAACAGGUUACGUUGUCUGCGUUCAUUUGGUCUUUCAUGUACGAAUUUAACACUUAUUUUAUUACGGACAAAUGAUUGGUUAUUUAGCAUAUCAGAAUUCAACCUUUACGUACAAAUUUAGUGCCUUCCAGGACGUAUUCAGAAUGCUAGACCUGUUCUAGUUUUAAGGCGUGCACGCAUUAUAUGAUUGCACAAGUGUGUACGUAACAUUAUUCAAAAUGUGAACAGAGACACACUUGUUCGAUUUUCGAGUUCAAUAAUGUGUGCAUGGCUUUCAAAUCAAACGCGGACAACGAUUGUUCAAUAAAUGUUCAAAAAUAUCAUUAAUAUCUUCUGUACCUUAUUGUUUUUAUUUUAUUUUAAUACACCUGUGUGUAUAUAAUAGAUGUUUUAUAUGUUUACGUUGAGCCCUAUCUUCUCUCUCUCUAUCUUUUUUAUUAGCUCUAGUGAUAUUUUUGAAUAUUUAUAUUCAAAGUGAUGUAAUUGCUAGAUAAUAUUGUAAUAUCAUUGUGUGUGACAAAGACAUAUUUUGGUAAUAAGUGUUGUGAAUCACUUUUCUAUUUAAGAAUACAUUAGGUAGUAAUCGGCAAAUAUCAAAACGCAAUUCACGUUGUAAUUAUUUCUUUUAUUAUUUGUUAUUAACCACCGUUAGGUACUAUUUUGCAUUUGAUGUUUCUCACUUAGGUUAAAAUUGAAUUAGUUUGAUACCUCUGGAAGGAUUAUGAAUUUUAUAGCCACAGAACGAAAGCUGUAUCACGUGUUGCCGUCCACAUGACAAUACUGAAAUUUCAAUUUAAAAAAAAUGCAUUCUGAACAAGAUUAAGGACUAUCCACACACAUCGAGACCGUGCCCGGGACGUGGACGGGGCGUGCUAGCUUGUAUGAACUGCGGGCUCGUCCCGGUGUCGGCCCGGAUACGGCCAUGUGUGAACGAGUUCAUUCAAAAUUUACGCAAGGAUAUUUUUUUAAGCCCCUGACGGAGCACGGCCCGGGCACGUCCCGGAUAUGCGUGGAUAGACCUUUAUCCUGCCUAGAUUUGUUUUUAUAAAUAAUGAACAAUAUGCAGUUUUCUAGCGCCUACCUUUUAUUUACGUAUUCUCAAACGGUGUAGCAAAAAAGAAAUAUUUGUCUAGAUCAAAAGCUGUCUCCAGUAAAAGAUCUAGAAUCUUGUCGCCAUAUACACACUAAAUCAAAGGCCAUUUUAUAAGCUUAAAUGAAUUGAAUACUACAAAAUAAAAACUAAAUAAUUUGUGAAGACUGCUUUCGAGUCAUAUAAUUAAACAAGAGUUAUUAAUAUCUGAACGUUUUCCAAAAUGAAUUUUCCACUUCUGUAUUUCUUUUUCCAUUCCAGUUAGUUGUAGUUUAAAUAUUGUGUUCUCUAGUGUAAUAGACAACAUCCAGUGUCCUUUAUGUAAAGAAUCAUUUAAUAUGACGUUUAUAUACUAUAUAAAAUCUGUAUUAUCUUUCUUUAUUUUGUCGGUGCUUUCGUGGUCAUGUUUUAAUUUCACAACUAAUUUAGUAUAUCGAAUAAUUUCAAACUAUAGAAGAAACAAUAGAAAAUUAAACUAAGCAUGAAAUGCAUCACUUGCCUUAUUGUUGUAGACUUUAGUGGCAAAAUGCAUUGAUAUUUAGGUAUUAGUGUAAAUAACUCCUUUUUACUUGAGUACUGCUAUGACGUGGACGAUUUUCUAUUAUAAUAAAUAAAAUCAAAUUCUAAAUCAUGCAAUAACAAAAUGUACUUGGAAUGCCUUAUUUAGUAACAAUAUGAAAUUUUAUAUAAUAAAGAAAUAUAU
Molecule: messenger RNA, 6892 nt
Organism: Hyposmocoma kahamanoa
Lineage: Eukaryota; Metazoa; Arthropoda; Insecta; Lepidoptera; Cosmopterigidae
Gene: Mcr
Exons: 28
Coding region: 205-5094 (1629 amino acids)
Cellular component (GO): extracellular region
Molecular function (GO): endopeptidase inhibitor activity; protein binding
Source: RefSeq, a predicted model, not a curated record